Chinchilla lanigera (long-tailed chinchilla) is the source of this 558-nucleotide messenger RNA. RefSeq names its product protein FAM127A-like. NCBI's taxonomy places the organism in Eukaryota, Metazoa, Chordata, Mammalia, Rodentia, Chinchillidae. The record is from RefSeq and is a predicted model, not a curated record.
AUCCACACAAAAAGUAAAAUGUGUUCACAGAAUUUUAUUCAACUGCCACCUGUAGCCAUGGGUCCCAGAAGAAAUACCUAAGACUCAAUAUGCAUGGUAGGAAGCAAGAGGCGUGACAAGAGGGCUAACAACUAACUGAAACAUCCAUUUCCAGCUCCUAACAUGGUUAAGGCUCCUCCCACACCUUACACUCUCCCACGCCUGCCUUGGGAAAGCUUGGCCCCGCCUCCCAAUUCCAAUCAAGUCUUCUCCAGGGCAUUAGGCCCUCCCUCACAUUCUCUUCAACCCCAUAGACCUUGGGAAGCACCGGUGCACUACCAACUGCUUAGCCUUGUCAGGGGCCUAGAAGGUCCACAAAAUCCCGCCUGGCACCGCCCACCCAAGGCUGCGCCCACCUCCGCGAGUACUUCCGGCGGCGACAGCUCGGCGCUGACCUCCACGCAGCCCAGCGAGGCCAGCGAAGCCGGCGGACCCAGCUAGCCAGGCGCGAUGGACGGUCGGGUGCAGCUGAUGAAGGCGUUCUUGGCUUGGCCCCGGCCCAACCCGCGCCGCUGGAGG